AUGCUUGCAUCGAUUCAAGGCAAUAAAGAAGAAAAGCGAAAUAUCAUACAAGCAUGGGUCUUCGAUCGAAGGUCAACCGCAAAGCUUCUAGAGAAUCUUUGCUACCUUCUAAGACAGCUCAACUACAAAAGCGAUGUGGAUACAGAUCGACUGGCAGAAGUGAUCUCGUCGGUAGCAGCACUCAUCCAGAAAUCGCCUUCACAUGACAAGACUAGGCUAGCGUGUGCUCACAUGCUUGCAUCAAGUCAUAUCUUCUCUCAAGACGAUUCCGAAGGCGACUCUGAAGGCGACUCUGAAGGCGACUCUGAAGGCGACUCUGAAGGCGACUCUGAAGGCGACUCUGAAGGCGACUCUGAAGGCGACUCUGAAGGCGACUCUGAAGGCGACUCUGAAGGCGACUCUGAAGGCGACUCUGAAGACGAACUGAUGCUUCCCCUCGAAGUUUUCAAAGGUCUUGGGCUAGGAAAGGCGACCAUGUGGAUGGCGAUCAAUGACUUCCACUACAGCAGGAGGAAGAAUGACAAAAAGGAUUUGGCCACCUGGGUCUCGCAGCAACAGGCCCAAAAUCAAUGGCAAAAAGCCGACCAAGACAUGUGUGAUUUUAUGGUUGGAAAGGAGCUUGGGUGGUUUCAAACACUACGUACAAUUUUGCUGGUACGGGCAGCAUUUGUGUCAACAGUGGCGUACAAACUGGGCUGCGAAGUAAAUCAUGUGACAAGCAAAUACCUAGCAUAG
Pestalotiopsis fici W106-1 is the source of this 735-nucleotide messenger RNA. RefSeq lists its product as uncharacterized. NCBI's taxonomy places the organism in Eukaryota, Fungi, Ascomycota, Sordariomycetes, Amphisphaeriales, Sporocadaceae. The transcript has a single exon. The record is from RefSeq and is a predicted model, not a curated record. Bases 1 to 735 code for a protein of 244 amino acids.